AUGUUUCCUGCCUUCUCCGAUACCUUUGAUCUGAAUAACACCCAACUUCUGCUCAUCACUGGCGUGUGUAUCCUGUCGUUUGCCUAUGUCAAUUUGAUCAUCGUUCCAUGUGCCAAUAUCUUCGGACGUCGGUUUGUUUUCAUCGCGUUCUUGUCGCUCAGCGUCGCCUCUUAUGUCUGGGAGGCUCUCGCCUCCUCCUAUACGAGUUUCAUUGUGGCUCGAGUCGUAAACGGAGCAGGGGCUGCGGUCUGCGAGACCGUGCCCAUGCAGACUGUUGCGGAUCUUUUCUUCCUGUAUGAGCGAGGACGAUGGACUGUAGCUUUCUUUACCGCGGCCUCGUUUGGCUCUUUCCUCGGGCCGGUCAUCUCAGGGAAUAUCACACAAAGAUUCGGAUGGCGUAGCUUCUUCUGGCUUUCAAUGGCCAUGACCUGCUUCAACAUCGUCACUAUCCUCCUCUUCUGCCCGGAGACGAAAUACCACCGUGACCCCGCGUCCAAACCCCCCCGACAUACGGCGCACAUAUCUCUGAAACCAGACACUGAAGGGUCCCCCACAGACACCAGCCCGACCGUAGACUCAAAAGAAAUUUACUCAACCCAACCACUACCCCCCAAGCCCGGGACUGGAUCCCCUUGCAGCGCCCAAUACAAGCUAUGGCAACCCCCCGACCCGCAAUGGAAAGCCUUCAUCCUGCGAGACACCCUCACCCCAUUCCGCAUAUGUCUCUACCCAAUCAUAUUCUGGGCUGCGAUGGCCAUCUCCGGCGUCGCGAACUUUGUUCUCUUCUGGAACCUCACUGAAUCAUCUGUCCUCGGUGCCCCGCCCUAUAAUUUCAACGCUUCGCAAGUUGGUUACUCCAACUUCGCCUUUCUGAUCGGUUGCAUAAUCGGGCUUGUCACGGCGGGGCCAUUAUCUGACUGGGUUGCGGUUAAAGCAACAGAGCGGAACAAGGGUGUCUAUGAGGCGGAGAUGAGAUUAUUGGGUCUUAUUCCCUUUGCUGCGUUACUACUCUUGUCGGUGUUGGUCGGGGCUUUUGCUAUCCUGGAUUUAUGGCCCUGGCCUAUUCUGCUGGUGUUUGGGUACGGACUUAGUGGACUGGUUGUCUCGCCGAUUUGUAGCAUUGCUGUUGCUUAUGCGGUGGAUUCGUAUAAACCUGUUUCUGGGGAGAUUAUGGCAGUCAUCACGAUUAUUAGAAACACUUUUGGGUUUAGUAUGAGUUAUUGGGUGCCGCCGUUGGCGGAGAGGAAGUUGGGGUAUUUUUUGCCUGCUAUGGUGCAGUUGGCGCUGACGUUUGGGCCGUUGGUUUUGGGCGUGCCGAUGUAUCUCUUUGGGAAGAGGUUGCGGGUCUGGACGAAGAAUUCGAGUGUUCAUUUGUAUGGGGGAUGA
Molecule: messenger RNA, 1386 nt
Organism: Aspergillus luchuensis
Lineage: Eukaryota; Fungi; Ascomycota; Eurotiomycetes; Eurotiales; Aspergillaceae
Exons: 3
Coding region: 1-1386 (461 amino acids)
Biological process (GO): transmembrane transport
Molecular function (GO): transmembrane transporter activity
Source: RefSeq, a predicted model, not a curated record